AUGUAUAUGCAUAUUAUUAUUUUAUUUAUUUUUUUUUUUUUACUUGUUCGCAAUUUUCCGUUACCAUACGCCCAGCCCCCCUUGUCGCUUCCUUCUGAAGGGCCAAUUUUUCCAUUUCAUAAAUUAAACCCCUGCGCGAUAAAAAAUUUCCGCGGGAAGUUUUGCCGAAAACAGGUGAGCGCAAAAGUUCGAAGAAGCGAAAUGCGAAGUAAGUCAGCCCGUUUGUAGGGAAAGCGGAGAAGGAAAGCGACGUGGGGGAAGAAGUAGUAAAAAAAGGGGAAGCGCGAAAGGAAGAGAGACACGAAACGAGAACAAUCGUGCAGACAUACUGCAUAGAUAUAACAUAUGUCAUGAUGCCCCCUCCAGCUCUGCAAAAAAAAAAAUGUGGAUAAACAAAAUUGGCAAUAAGAGUGCUUCCUUCAUAAACCACAAGCAUUUCCACCCAGGUAACAUAAAAAAUCUCGAAAGAGUAUGGCUAGCUGAAGAAAAGGAAAGAAAACGAAAGGAAGAAGAAGAAAAAUAUUUAAAAAAAAAGGAAGAACAAUACAAGCUGUACGUCUUAAAACAACAGCUUAAAAAAAAUGAGCAGGAAGAAGGAUGUAAAAAUGACCCACAUAGUCAUUUGUACAAUAUUAACGGAGAAGGUAAAAGAGGAAGCUCAAAGAGAAAGGCCAACGGAGUGAGUGUAGUCCAUCCGGGGUUAAAUGUCCAAAAUGGAAAUGAUGAAAAGGAGAAAACCUGUAACAAAUUAUUUGUCAAGUCAAAAUAUAGUGAAGACGUUUUUGUAAAAAAUCACAAAUCCGUUUAUGGCUCCUAUUACGACACGGAGAGAAAAAAGUGGGGCUACAGGUGCUGCAAAAGCAUCGACAAGAACGCGGUGUGCACGAACCAUGUACCCGAUGAUGUUACACCGAAUGAUGCAUGCGAUAGGGCCGUUAAAAAGGACCUAAGUAAGGCAAAAAAUAAGAAGAAAAAUAAAAACAAGAAAAAGAAUAACCGUGUUGAUAACAGCAUAACGGCCGUUUUGAACAAAUUUCUCUGA
Messenger RNA from Plasmodium coatneyi, 1042 nucleotides. Its product is annotated as Step II splicing factor. The coding region runs from base 383 to 1042 and encodes 219 amino acids. The record is from RefSeq and is a predicted model, not a curated record. Gene Ontology annotation, cellular component: spliceosomal complex. Gene Ontology annotation, molecular function: pre-mRNA 3'-splice site binding. NCBI's taxonomy places the organism in Eukaryota, Apicomplexa, Aconoidasida, Haemosporida, Plasmodiidae. The transcript is spliced from 2 exons. Gene Ontology annotation, biological process: mRNA splicing, via spliceosome.